Tilletiopsis washingtonensis is the source of this 1617-nucleotide messenger RNA. RefSeq lists its product as hypothetical. Lineage: Eukaryota; Fungi; Basidiomycota; Exobasidiomycetes; Entylomatales. The coding region runs from base 1 to 1617 and encodes 538 amino acids. The transcript has a single exon. Gene Ontology annotation, molecular function: protein binding. The record is from RefSeq and is a predicted model, not a curated record.
AUGCCGCCGCGCCCGCGUCCGCGCGCCCGCGUGCUGACGGCCAACAGCGCCGCCAGCGCCGCCGGCAGCCCGCCGCCCGACCUCGGCCUGUUCGAGCCCAUCUCCACCGGCUCGUCGGCCAGCACGAGCCAGAGCGUCGUGCUUGCCUCGUCGUGGCAGCAGCCGAACGGCGCUGCAGCCGAGGGCAGUCGUGCGCGCGCACGCGUGCCGUCGCCCAUCAACCUCAUCUCCUCGCCGGCGGCCUCUUCUUCCGCCGGCCCGUCCGCCAGUCCAGAGUCGAGCGCGCAGAGCGGCAUGCGCGGCAGCACGUCCAUGUCGCCCGAGCACUCCGGCACCAUCUCCACUUUCCGGGCGCUCGGCUCGCCUGUCAAGGCGUCAGCGCCGCGCCGUCCCACGUCGCAGGCCGCAGCUCGCGAGGCGGCGCGCAAGCAGCGUCUGGCAGAGGCGGCGGAGCGCGAGGCGGCGCAGGACGACUUCUUCACGAAGCGCCGUAAGAAGGUCGUGCCUGUCGUCGCUAGCGACGAAAGCCAGCCGAGCAACCGCGGCGAGGAGACGGCCUCGAGCGCCUCUGAUGAUGGAGACAGCUCCCCGCGCCGAAAGAAGAAGAAGAAGACGGCGUACACGCUGCCGAGCUGGGCCAAGCACGGUGCGCCGCCUCGCGCUCUCAGUCCGUCAGAGGAGGAGGAGGAGGAUCUCGACGGCGACACGACCGUGCGUGCGACCGCUCGUCAUCGUCGCCGAACGCAGCGUGCGCGUGUCAGCGGCUCUCUCACUCCGCCGCCGGCGGGCGACCGCGAGAUGCUCGAGCAAGCUCGGCGCAUCAUCAGCGACCAGCUCACGAUCAAGAGCGUCGACGCGGCGCCCUCUUCUCCGCGUGCCGCGCGUCUUCGCAGCAUCACGCCCUCUCGUCGCGCUCUCGGCGAUGACUCGGACGGCGUCGCAGAUGAAGCCGCUCCACGCGUGCUCGAGCCUGAUCUGGCGCUUCUCUACCGCGGCCCGCAGGCCGCCGAGAUCCGGCGUCGCGCGGAGGAAGAGGAGCAGCGCCGACAGGCGAGGCGUCGCGCAAGGCCCGCCAAGAUCGCCGCGGCCGCCGCUCCGGCAGCCAGAGCGCCGGCGCUGGCGCCGGCCACAUCGUCCGACUCUGACGAGGUCGAGUUUCUGCCGGCGCCGCCGCCGCCGCAGCCGCAGCGGCGCCGCAGCGCCUCUACUGCGCGUGCGCGUGCGCCUCAAGCAGACGAGGAGCGUGCACCUCGAGCAGACGAGGACGACUUCGAGAUCGUCGGCGUCGCACCUUCGCAGCGAGUUGCCGCCGCCGCCGCCGCCGUCGCCGCCGCCGCAUCGUCUUCGCAGCAAGUUGCCGCUGCCGCCGCAUCGUCGCAGAACGUCGAGCACAUCAGCAUCACGCUCCGCGGCGGCUGCGAGGGCAAGUUGGAGCUGCCCGUGCGCGUCAAGCCGACGACGACGAUUGGCACGCUUCUCGAUCACGCGCUGAAGACGUGGAGCGAGCAGAAGCAACGUCGCGCGCGCAUUCUCUACGACGGCGAGACUCUUGCUCGCACCGAGACAAUCAGCGGCGCGGGCAUCGAGGAGGACGAGUACCUCGAGGUGCGCUGGUAG